AUGUGGUGGACCCUCACUGCUGCCAGAUUGUCUCUAGGAAGUGAAUACCUUGGUCUGAGGAGGCCACUCUUGGGUAAGCAGGGAAAGGGGGCCCAGACAGUGCCAGUAUUCAAGAGUCCUCAGAGCUGCUCCUUCUCUGCAUCAUGGAGCACAUCAGAAGGAGUCUCCAACAGCCAAGAAGAAGAGGAUACAAGUUCCCCACAGACAUCAACAGACACCGAAUCUUUGCCCAGAGACCCACUAGAUGAGAAGGUGGCUGAUUUGGUGCAUUUCAUGGUCCUCAAGUAUUGAUUGAAGGAGCCCAUCACAAAGGCAGAAAUGCUGAAGGUUGUCAUCAAAAGGUACAAGAAACAACUCCCUGUGAUCUUCAAGAAAGUGUCUAAGUGUUUGGAGGUGAUCUCUGGCAUUGAUGUGAAGGAAGUGGACCCCACCACCCACUCCUAUGUCCUUGUCAACUCCCUGGGCCUCACCCAUGAUGAGAUGCUUAGCGACAACCAGAGCAUGCCUAAAAAUGGUCUCCUGAUAAUCAUCCUGGGUGUGAUCUUCAUAGAGGGCAAUUGUGCCCCUGAUGAAGACAUCUGGGAUUUCCUGAAUAUGAUGGGAGUGUAUGCUGGGAGGGAGCAUUUCAUUUAUGGGGAGCCCAGGAAGCUCAUCACCAGAGAUUGGGUGCAGGAGAAUUAUCAGGAGUACCGGCAGGUGCCUAACAGUGAUCCUCCACACUAUGAAUUCCUGUGGGGCCCCAGGGCUCAUGCUAAAACCAGCAAGAUGAAAGUUCUGGAAUUUUUGGCCAAGGUUAAAGGGACUGACCCUACUUCCUUCUCAUGCUGGUAUGAGGAGGCUUUAAGAGAUGAGGAAGGGAGGGCCCAGGCCAGAAAUGGUUCCAUGGAUAAUACUACUGCCAUGUUCCUUGCAUGA
Molecule: messenger RNA, 915 nt
Organism: Leptonychotes weddellii (Weddell seal)
Lineage: Eukaryota; Metazoa; Chordata; Mammalia; Carnivora; Phocidae
Source: RefSeq, a predicted model, not a curated record